Messenger RNA from Condylura cristata (star-nosed mole), 4511 nucleotides. RefSeq names its product protein kinase, cAMP-dependent, catalytic, beta (gene PRKACB). Gene Ontology annotation, biological process: peptidyl-serine phosphorylation. Gene Ontology annotation, molecular function: ATP binding; cAMP-dependent protein kinase activity. The record is from RefSeq and is a predicted model, not a curated record. Lineage: Eukaryota; Metazoa; Chordata; Mammalia; Eulipotyphla; Talpidae. Gene Ontology annotation, cellular component: nucleus; cAMP-dependent protein kinase complex. The transcript has 10 exons. Bases 302 to 1357 code for a protein of 351 amino acids.
GCGCCCGGCUGCGAGCAGGGCGAGCGGGGCGGGGGAAGGGGGAGUGUCUGCCCGCCGCCGCCGCUGCCGCCGCCACUGCUGCUACCGCUGCCGCCUCGGGUGCUGAGGAGUUGGCUCAAGCCUGACUUCCAAACCAGCUCAUUCUUGCCGCCCGAACACCGGGCGCCAGCUCCGGGAGCACCCACCGCUCUGACCCGUGCAGGAGCGGGAGUUGCCCCAGCCUGUGGAGCGGCGUGGACGGCCCCAGUACCCCCCCCUCCCACCUUUCCCUCCCUGACCCCUUCUUUCCAUCGCCCCAGUCAUGGGAAACGCGGCGACCGCCAAGAAAGGCUGCGAGGUGGAGAGCGUGAAAGAAUUUCUAGCUAAAGCCAAAGAAGACUUUUUAAAAAAGUGGGAAAACCCUGCUCAGAACAAUGCUGGACUUGAGGAUUUCGAAAGGAAAAAAACCCUUGGAACUGGCUCAUUUGGAAGAGUAAUGCUGGUAAAACAUAAAGCCACUGAACAGUAUUAUGCCAUGAAGAUCCUAGAUAAGCAGAAGGUUGUUAAACUGAAGCAAAUAGAGCAUACACUGAACGAGAAAAGAAUAUUACAGGCAGUGAAUUUUCCUUUUCUUGUUCGACUGGAGUAUUCUUUUAAGGAUAAUUCUAAUUUAUACAUGGUUAUGGAGUAUGUCCCUGGGGGUGAAAUGUUUUCACAUCUAAGAAGAAUUGGAAGGUUCAGUGAGCCUCAUGCACGGUUCUAUGCAGCUCAGAUAGUGCUAACAUUCGAGUACCUCCAUUCACUAGACCUCAUCUACAGAGAUCUAAAGCCUGAAAACCUCUUAAUUGACCACCAAGGUUAUAUCCAGGUCACAGACUUUGGGUUUGCCAAAAGAGUUAAAGGUAGAACUUGGACAUUAUGUGGUACUCCAGAAUACUUGGCUCCAGAAAUAAUCCUUAGCAAGGGCUACAAUAAGGCUGUGGAUUGGUGGGCAUUAGGAGUGUUAAUCUAUGAAAUGGCAGCUGGCUACCCUCCAUUUUUUGCAGACCAACCAAUUCAGAUUUAUGAAAAGAUUGUUUCUGGAAAGGUCCGGUUCCCAUCUCACUUCAGUUCAGAUCUCAAGGACCUUCUAAGAAACCUAUUGCAGGUGGAUUUGACGAAGCGGUUUGGAAAUCUAAAGAAUGGAGUGAGUGAUAUAAAAACUCACAAGUGGUUUGCCACCACAGAUUGGAUUGCUAUUUACCAGAGGAAGGUUGAAGCUCCAUUCAUACCAAAGUUCAGAGGCUCUGGAGAUACCAGCAAUUUUGAUGACUAUGAAGAGGAAGAUAUCCGUGUCUCUAUAACAGAAAAAUGUGCAAAAGAAUUUUGUGAAUUUUAAUGAGGAGCAACAAGAUGACAUCAGAGCUCACACUCUGCACUCUAUUGAGAGAUUAGGUGGAGCUGAGACCGUCCUUCUUGAAGCAGUUACCUAGUUCCUUCAUUCCAGCGACUGAGUGAGGUCUAUAUUGCCAUCUCCGUGUGUGCACUUUGCAUCCACCUAUGUAACAAGGCACCGCUAAGCAUUGUCUGUGCCAUAACACAGAACUAGACACUUUCCUGCUUCUGUUUGGUUUGUCUUCCCCCUCUGCUCCUACAUCCAUUUCUUGCCUUUUUAUUUUUAUUGUUUUUUCUCUAAACAGUGCUCUAUUUUAUUUUGUUCAUGUUUCAGAUGGGCAGUGUCAAAGCAAUGUGGUAUUUGAAAGGAAGGAUAAGUGUAGCUUUUGGUAGUUCUUGCCAAUAUUUUUGUUGGUCGAUGGCUUAAGGACGGACCUUUUAAUAAUAAUUUUUCUUUGAGUGGCUCAGACCCGGUUGCCAAAACUUGACAAUUUUUAAAGAUAGACUGUCUUAUCACCAAGUCAGUUUAUACAGAUUUAAACAAUACAUUUCCUUAGAACUCACUGUUCUAGGCUUUAAAUUUGGAUAGGCUAACAUAAAGUAGCUAGGCGCAGCAAUUUGGAGUCCUAUGUUCUGUUUCCCUUUCCCUUUUAUCUCGCCCCCACCCCCAAGUAAUUAAGUGACCAAUCUUUGCAAUGAAUGAGACAGUGUGUCUCAUCAUAAGAAAAACUAAUGAUAAAGUUCACUGUCAACCCGAGUCUCUCUCUCUCUUGGUACCAGCAUUUUUGUAGGUAUUAGAGAAGAGUUCUAAGAUUGCUAAACCUCAACUCUUCCGUGUUUUAGUCAGUAUUUUUAAUAGAACAUGUGACUAAAGAAGUGACAAAUUUUAAAAUUUCUCAAAUAGUCCUUAUUGUAAACUUUUUAGAGGAAAAGAAACAAAGGAAAAAGUACAAUUAUGUGGACAAAUACUUUGCUAAGUCAAAUGACUUGAUUGUUUGCCAACUGUAGAUACUUUUAUUUAAAUGAGGGGUUUCUUUUUGGUUGAUUUACCUUGCUUUGUUUGGAAACAGCUAAGAACAAAAGAAUUUACUACCAACUUAUUAUUCUGUUGUACUAUAAUUAUUAGCCUAAUGUAGAGGCACUGUUGCAACUUUCUACUUUCACCCUAUGCCUCAUCCAUGAGGAAAAGGGACAAAGUUUAUAAAACUGCCACAAUUGUAUUUUACUUUCAUAGUUGAUAUUUUUAGAAAUGUCAUCAUUUCUAGCUUCUUUUCUUUUAGUAAACAGAAUAUAUGAUCAUGCAGAUACAAUUCUAGUGUUUGAGUUUAGUUUUUUUAUAUACUUUUUUUGCCAACUGACUUACUGCUAUCAUGUGGAAAUUUGAAGCACUUUUGCACAUUUAGUUCAGUGUUUUUUGAGAAUCGAUGGCUUAACUCAGUUUUGUAAGUAUUUUUUUCCUUUGCUUUAAAUUUUCCCCAUCUAAUUUUAUCUCUUUGUGUCAAUGACCUAUCUUAAAACAACACACCAAAAUAUUUGAAACUAAACUGUGUUCAUUUUUUAUGAUCAAUUUACAUGCAUAUAAGCUGAGUUGUUUUUACUCAGACUGCUCUUAAUGUAUAUAAAUAAGCAUUCUGUUUGCUUCAUCACUGACUGGUGCAGAUAGGUCAUUGACUACUUUUCCUCUGUACCACACCCUUGUAAAACCUUUGAAGACAUUGAACAAGCUUGCCUGAAAUGUUCUCUGCAUCAAUCUGUAUGUCCUUUGGUUGUCAAGUGUUUCUGCAUGGUUCCGUCACAUAAAGGCUGAUAAUGAUUUCAGUUGGUUCACCUAUAUUUAAAGUGUGUAAGAAAAAUAUGAAAUACUUUGCGUAGCAAGUUUUAUGUAACAGAUAUAUCAUGUUAAUAAAUUCAAGCUGUCAUUUGUAUAAAAUAGUUUCAUUAGUUUUUUGUAUUUCAUUUAGACCCCCAAAUAUGCUGAUCAAUGUAUUCUUAUAUGUAGGCUACAAAUUCUAUGGUAGCUUUGUUGUAUAUUAUUGUAAAAUUAUUUUAAUAAAUCACAGGGAUGAUAAUUUGAUUAUUGCAUUUUAGGUUUCAGUAAUUUGAAAGAUUUCUAUGAAUUCUCAGCUUUUUUAAAUGGAAUUAUUACUACCCAAUACAAUUUGCUGUGGUAGAUGACCCCCAAGCCUACAUUGGUUUUGAAGGCUAUUUGGCCUUUCCAAUUUACUCAGACAUUAAGUGAGCUUUCAGAUAUAUCAAGUGAGACUAUUUAUAACCAAUUAAGUACUCUGAAUUCAAACUUUUAAAAUUAUUUUUUAAACUCUCAACUUCAGCCACAGUCUAGCCAACAAGGUAAAAACUUGAAUAAGAAACGAGUGGUGUGGAUCAGUAUUUAACCUCAUAUUACAUUAUUUGCAACAAAAGAAAUUAUUCCCUUUACUCAGUAAGUAAUGAGGGACUGUGGAGGAAAAGUGCCCUACCCAGAAUUAAGACAGCUGAGUUUCAGGCCUGAUCUGUCCGUUUCAGCCAGAUGCUUACCUGGGUCCUGGCUUCUUUUAUCUAUAAAAUUGAGCCUUUGCAUUAGGCAGUUUCUAAUGACCCAUCUAACGUUCAGACAUUGUGAUGAUAAUAUUUUCAUUUGACAUUUUGAAAGGAUAACAUUCUCCGAAUUAAAUUUCAGUUAAGGCAAUAUAGGCCACCUUUCUUAUUUCUUACAGUGUUCUUAGAAUUCUUUGAAUAUCACACGAAUCUUGUGCUUGUCUUGAUUCUUUCCUCAUUCACUGAUGCUAAAUAUCCAACUGUAUCAAACUAUCAACCUACCAAAAAAGAUAUUGUGGCUUGUGGGUAUUGCUUGUCUUGUUUUUGAUAUGUUCUUGUAAUGACUGCCCAUUGGCCUGAAAAUACUCAUCGUAAGCCUGAAAAAAAAAAUCAUUUUUCUUUUCCACUGUUUUUUCUGCUUGUUGUAAGAAUCAGAUGAAAUAAUGUAUGUAUACACUGUAUACACUGUAACCUAUCAAUGUAAAAUGUUAAGGUGUGUUGUUAUUUCAUUAAUUAUUUCUUUGUUUAGAAUGAAAUUUCCUAUGCACAACAGUAGCUAGGAAAUGCUGAAAUCAACUGUGUUUUUUAAUUAAUCGAUAACUGCAAAAUUAAAGUAUCUUCAA